Messenger RNA from Anastrepha ludens (Mexican fruit fly), 2596 nucleotides. RefSeq lists its product as uncharacterized. The record is from RefSeq and is a predicted model, not a curated record. Gene Ontology annotation, cellular component: nucleus. Lineage: Eukaryota; Metazoa; Arthropoda; Insecta; Diptera; Tephritidae. Gene Ontology annotation, molecular function: zinc ion binding. The coding region runs from base 195 to 2138 and encodes 647 amino acids. The transcript is spliced from 2 exons.
UGUCAAAUAUCCAGCUGUCGUCGAGUCGGAAUUUUUUGUUGCUUGUUUACUCAACAAUCUUUGCAAUUUUCAGCUGUGUAUUUGUGUUGUGAUUUUGUAAAAGUUAUAUUGUCCGAAAAUUGCAAAUGCUGUUCACUCCGUUGGUCCUUUAAUCAUACCCUUAAUACUAAUAAAAAAAUAUUUUUAAGUGAGAAAUGUCAAAUUGGAAUACUAUUUGUCGUAUAUGUUCCAGUCCUGCUGAAUACGAGAUUUUCGAGAAGAUACCAGCGUAUUUACAUGCCAGCUCAAAUGAGUUCCUAAAUUGGCAGAAAACAAUAAACGUCCUGUUGGAGGAAACAACAGGACUAAAGUGUUCUGAAAAUGAUGGUUUGCCAAAUAAGAUCUGUGCACUUUGCAUUUCCUACCUAAAACAUGCAGUAUCUUUUCGUGAACAAUGUGUUAACAACUCUUUGACUUUGAAAGCCGUUUACUUGCUGCAGCAACCAAACCAAAAGAACAGCGCAAGCAAAAGAAAUAUUGAUAAAGAUAGUCUAUUAAUUACUGCGCAAGAACUGAAUUUUACAAAUGAACGUCAAGUAGACACUAAUCUACUUAACAAUAAUUAUUCGCAAGAUCAGAAUAAAGUGUGUAAACAAUUGCUAAAUAACAACUUUCAAGCGAAUGCUCCCACUCAACAAAAUAUCGAACAACAGUUACGAUAUCUGAAUUUGCUCUUCAAUAAAGACACUAACGCCGGUCUGCAAACGUAUAAACGCAGAAAGGAUAGUUCAGCAUUGGAUUUUGAAAAUACCAUUGCAAGCGGUGGUGAUCGCUAUGCCGAAGAAGACUUUCAAACAGCCACAUCGAGCGAUGAAAACGACGUGACCGUAAUCGCGCAGAAGCACAACAUUUUUUCAUACAAAGAAAAGAAUUUCGAAGAAGAUGAUAUUAUGGAUAUAGACGAGCUACGUGAUGCUAUUACAAUCAACAUACCGGAAAGUUGUAAGGAACGCAAAUGUCGUGCAUGUUUCCGUCGCUUUAUGUUUGAAGAUUCGUAUAAUGAGCACAUGAGCACAUGUAUCGAAUAUAAAUUCCUCACAUAUAUCGAGGAAAUUAAUAGACUGUUGGAUAUCCGCCGCAGUAAGGCUAUUUCGCCACAUGAAUUUGUGCGACGCAUGAUUUUCUGCAUCCGCAAGACUUGCGAGUGGCUGAAGAAAGCGAAUUGUGGUGACAUGUUGCUCCCCGAUUUAGUACAGAAUGGAAGCAACGCGGAAGAGAAAAGCAAAUGCCGUUUAGAAAGCGAAUGCAAAAGCUCUGCCGCAUCGUCAGGCGAUCAGAAGCAAACAACUGCACAGGUAGCAUACAAUGAAAAAUCUCGUAAGCGCUAUGAUUUAGCUAAACAUAAUAAAAUGACUGAUUUACAAACUAAAACCAACUCCAAUGCACACGAUAAAAAUCUUACAACUAAUGAUGUAAUUACCGGCGGUAAGAUAUUUGAAAGCCAAAAGAUAGUACGCAGCAAUGCCACCACACCAAUAACAAUAAAUAACAACGUUUUAUACGAAAUAGAGCGGUCUCAAAAUAUUUUACCCAAUUUAGAUCUCGAACUGGACCCAGAUGUUAAAAAACCCAUUGCUUUAUUGGCUCUUAAAAGCACCACACCAAUUACUGCCACCUUUAAUUGUAGUGCUCGUGCCGAUAAUGUUGUGAGUGCACUGAAAGAUACAGCCGAACGCUUAACAUUCCUUCAGAAACUGCAACAGGCUGCCAGUCAACAGUCGCCAACAUCUGGAAAUUCCACACGUGGCACAGAACCAGGCACACUUUUAAUAAAUGUACGUAAAGACUUAUUACCCCUAACGCCACCCAGCAAGCAACAUGCAACAUCACCAGCCGCAGUUACGCCAAAAACCAUUCCCCUAACUCCAUUGCGUCGUAAUGUUAGCUUUAGUGCACGUUGCAAUCCAUGUAAUUUACUAUUUGAGACACUCGCCGCACUCGAAAUUCACAAUGCAAUGUAUCACAAUCAUAUGCCAAUACAACCAAUCAAACCAACGGAGGAGGCACAGCUGAAGGAUAUUGAAAGAGAGGUCGAACACAAACGUAUUAUUGCAUUGUUUGAAGAUGAAGAUGACGAAGAUGAUUUAAACGCAAUAUAGCGUAAUUGCAUACAUAUAAGAUGAAAUAUCUGUUACGUAUUAAUUUGCCCCUAAUUUAUAAGCCGAAAUUACAAACUCUUACUAUCUGUUUAUAUAUAAUAUGCUUUAUUUUAUAUUCGUUUUCAUUUUUUUGAACCUAUGACAAACUGUAACUUGACUUAUGUUAAACUUAUGACAUAUGUAUUCAUUUUCUCAAUUAUGAGAGUUACAAAAAUGAAACUUCUCUAUUUGUAUUGAUUACUUUGUGAUAUAGCGUCUGAUGAAAGUUCAUCUUUAACUUGUACACAAAAAUCAUUUUAAUUAAGAUAAUAGAGCCAAUCUUUCCAACAUUUUAUUUAUUAUUUAUGUACUAUUGUAUAUAUAAACAAAUAUCAUUUUAAUGCAUCAAUAUUAUUGUAUUAGUCGCCAUAACUUCAAGAAAAUAUACUUUAAAAAAUUCAGUCCAACUCGCGACCCAA